AUGACUUAUUCAGAGACACCGCUCAUCCCGAGCAAAAACGUCUUAUUCAGAGACUCCGCUCAUCCCGAGCAAAACCGUCUUAUUCAGAGACACGCUCCAUCCCGAGCAAAAACGUCUUAUUCAGAGACACGCUCCAUCCCGAGCAAAAACGUCUUAUUCAGAGACACCGCUCCAUCCCGAGCAAAAACGUCUUAUUCAGAGACACCGCUCCAUCCCGAGCAAAACCGUCUUAUUCAGAGACACCGCUCAUCCCGAGCAAAAACGUCUUAUUCAGAGACUCCGCUCAUCCCGAGCAAAAACGUCUUAUUCAGAGACACCGCUCAUCCCGAGCAAAACCGUCUUAUUCAGAGAUACCGCUCAUCCCGAGCAAAAACGUCUUAUUCAGAGACUCCGCUCAUCCCGAGCAAAAACGUCUUAUUCAGAGACACCGCUCAUCCCGAGCAAAACCGUCUUAUUCAGAGACACCGCUCCAUCCCGAGCAAAAACGUCUUAUUCAGAGACACCGCUCCAUCCCGAGCAAAAAUGACUUAUUCAGAGACACAGCUCCAUCUGGAGCAAAAAUAUCUCAUUCAGAGACACCGCUCCUUCCCGAGCAAAAAUGUCUUAUUCAGAGAUCCCGCUCAUCCCAUGCAAAACCGUCUUACUCAGAGACACCGCUCAUCCCGAGCAAAAAUGUCUUACUCAGAGACACCGCUCAUCCCGAGCAAAAAUGUCUUAUUCAGAGACACCGCUCCAUCCCGAGCAAAACCGUCUUACUCAGAGACCCCGCUCAUCCCGAGCAAAACCGUCUUACUCAGAGACCCCGCUCAUUCCGAGCAAAAAUGUCUUACUCAGAGACACCGCUCAUCCCGAGCAAAAAUGUCUUAUUCAGAGACCCCGCUCCAUCCCGAGCAAAACCGUCUUUCUCAGAGACCCUGCUCAUCCCGAGCAAAAAUGUCUUACUCAGAGACACCGCUCCAUCCCGAGCAAAACCGUCUUACUCAGAGACACCGCUCAUCCCGAGCAAAACCGUCUUAUUCAGAGACACCGCUCCAUCCCGAUCAAAAAUGUCUCAUUCAGAGACACCGCUCCAUCCCGAGCAAAACCGUCUUAUUCAGAGACACCGCCUCAUCACGAGCAAAACCGUCUCAUUCAGAGACACCGCUCCAUCCCGAGCAAAAAUGUCUCAUUCAGAGACACCGCUCCAUCCCGAGCAAAACCGUCUUAUUCAGAGACACCGCCUCAUCACGAGCAAAACCGUCUCAUUCAGAGACACCGCUCCAUCCCGAGCAAAAAUGUCUUAUUCAGAGACACCGCUCAUCCCGAGCAAAAAUGUCUUAUUCAGAGACACCGCUCCAUCCCGAGCAAAAAUAUCUGACUCAGAGACACCGCUCCAUCCCGAGCAAAAACGUCUUAUUCAGAGACACCGCUAAUCCCGAGCAAAAACGUCUUAUUCAGAGACACCGCUCAUCCCGACCAAAACCGUCUUAUAUAGAGACACCGCUCAUCCCGAGCAAAAACGUCUUGUUCAGAGACACCGCUCGAUCCCGAGCAAAACCGUCUUGUUCAGAGACCCCGCUCCAUCCCGAGCAAAAACGUCUUUUUCAGAGACACCGCUCAUCCCGAGCACAAACGUCUUAUUCAGAGACACCGCUCCAUCCCGAGCAAAAACGUCUUAUUCAGAGACACCGCUCCAUCCCGAGCAAAAACGUCUUAUUCAGAGACCCCGCUCCAUCCCGAGCAAAAACGUCUUGUUCAGAGACACCGCUCCAUCCCGAGCAAAACCGUCUUGUUCUGAGACCCCGCUCCAUCCCGAGCAAAAACGUCUUAUUCAGAGACACCGCUCAUCCCGAGUAA
This is a messenger RNA of Mya arenaria, 1836 nucleotides long. RefSeq lists its product as uncharacterized. NCBI's taxonomy places the organism in Eukaryota, Metazoa, Mollusca, Bivalvia, Myida, Myidae. The record is from RefSeq and is a predicted model, not a curated record. The transcript has a single exon. The coding region runs from base 1 to 1836 and encodes 611 amino acids.